AAAUAAUUUUAUUAACAUAACCAGGCAAUUUACCAAAUACAACGUCAAUAGCUCAAAACAUGGAGUUACUGCGCUGAAAAUGUGACCCUGUUUACACAGAUUUCGGGACGAAGAGUAUAAAACAGGAGAGAAAAGGAGUAAGAUUGUGGUUGUAGCGUCAUCGCAGAGGUGAAGUGUUCCAUUGAUUGCCACUGUGGUAGUCUAUAUCAGUUUCCCACAUUAAGGUCGGAGGAAUCUACUAAGCAAAUGUACGCCCUCCCCAUUCGUUCGAAACACAUUGCAGUAAAAUUGCAAAAGUGGCCGGGCGUGGUAGCUCGGCCAGCACUUGGGGAAGCUGAGACGGGAAGAUCGUCUGAGGCCAGGAGUUUGAAGCCAGCUUGGGUAACAUAGUGAGACACUCCCACCUUCUCUAUUAAAAUGAGAUUUAAAAUUUUUUUUCUCUUCAGUUCAUCGGGUAACAAGAUAAAAAAAAUUAAUAAAAAAUUAACUUUUUAAAACAUUUAAAGUAAAGUAGGAGUGGAAGCAGUAUGUGGACUCAUGGGGCUUGGGUCUGAAUCCUACCUAGAUCGGCACUGCGAAAUGGGGAUAAUGAUCUAGAGCUGCUGAAAUAGGAAAAUGGAAGAACAGCAGCUGAUGUAUUAAUAUUAUCAUUAUUACUAUUACCCAUUACCUGACAAGUCAUAAUUGUGACAUGAAGGAGGCUGGACCAGUUGUUUCAACAAUUUUUUCCGUCUAGUAUUCGUUGGUAACGUCUGAGACAACACCUCAGCUUAGAUCAGUGCCUUCUCUGAACAGCGUUCACCAAGUAGCCCCCAACCCGAAAAUCCCCAAGUCCCCGGGUGCCGAGGACGCUGCGAGUCCUGCGCAUGCGCAAGGUUGCUCACGCGCUCACCACCUCCUUGGCGAAUGGCCUGUUCCAUUCUCGAGGGAUGCCGGCGGGAGGUGAGGCGGGAGACUUGGAAGCCUGGGCCCGGAAGUGAGGUGCGUCAUUAGUAUUUCCAGCCUUUCACUCCAUGAAUAGUACUUUGUGAUUAUUAUACUUCUACCUUGAUGAUUGCAACAGGCUUCUGGAAAGAGUUUGGUGAACAAUCCACUGGGCAUCCUCCCCCCUUCACCUGCGCACGUUAGGGAGGGCCGGCGUGACGCCCAGGUACGGAAUCCCAGAGGGCUCCGCCCACCGCUACGGGGCCGCGCCCCGCCGCCCUUCAACCGUCCAGUUAGCCAGCCCACGGCGCCGCCGGGCAACUCCUCCUCGUCUCCGCCCCGCCGGCCGCGGGCGCGGGGGACGUCAGCGCUGCCAGCGUGGAAAGAGCGGCGGGGCGCGGGAGGAGGAAGUAGAGUCCGGGACCGUCGGGCCACCACCGGCCGCCUCAGCCAUGGACGCGUCCCUGGAGAAGAUAGCAGACCCCAUGUUAGCUGAAAUGGGGAAAAACUUGAAGGAGGCCAUGAAGAUGCUGGAGGACAGUCAGAGAAGAACAGAAGAGGAAAAUGGAAAGAAGCUCAUAUCCGGAGAUAUUCCAGGCCCACUCCAGGGCAGUGGACAAGAUAUGGUGAGCAUCCUCCAGUUAGUUCAGAAUCUGAUGCAUGGAGAUGAAGAUGAGGAGCCCCAGAGCCCCAGAAUCCAAAAUAUUGGAGAACAAGGUCAUAUGGCUUUGUUGGGACAUAGUCUGGGAGCUUAUAUUUCAACUCUGGACAAAGAGAAGCUGAGAAAACUUACAACUAGGAUACUUUCAGAUACCACCUUAUGGCUAUGCAGAAUUUUCAGAUAUGAAAAUGGCUGUGCUUAUUUCCACGAAGAGGAAAGAGAAGGACUUGCAAAGAUAUGUAGGCUUGCCAUUCAUUCUCGAUAUGAAGACUUUGUAGUGGAUGGCUUCAAUGUGUUAUAUAACAAGAAGCCUGUCAUAUAUCUUAGUGCUGCUGCUAGACCUGGCCUGGGCCAAUACCUUUGUAAUCAGCUCGGCUUGCCCUUCCCCUGCUUGUGCCGUGUACCUUGUAACACUAUGUUUGGAUCCCAGCAUCAGAUGGAUGUUGCCUUCCUGGAGAAACUGAUUAAAGAUGAUAUAGAGCGAGGAAGACUGCCCCUGUUGCUUGUCGCAAAUGCAGGAACGGCAGCAGUAGGACACACAGACAAGAUUGGGAGAUUGAAAGAACUCUGUGAGCAGUAUGGCAUAUGGCUUCAUGUGGAGGGUGUGAAUCUGGCAACAUUGGCUCUGGGUUAUGUCUCCUCAUCUGUGCUGGCUGCAGCCAAAUGUGAUAGCAUGACGAUGACUCCUGGCCCGUGGCUGGGUUUGCCAGCUGUUCCUGCGGUGACACUGUAUAAACACGAUGACCCUGCCUUGACUUUAGUUGCUGGUCUUACAUCAAAUAAGCCCACAGACAAACUCCGUGCCCUGCCUCUGUGGUUGUCUUUACAAUACUUGGGACUUGAUGGGAUUGUGGAGAGGAUCAAGCAUGCCUGUCAACUGAGUCAACGGUUGCAGGAAAGUUUGAAGAAAGUGAAUUACAUCAAAAUCUUGGUGGAAGAUGAGCUCAGCUCCCCAGUGGUGGUGUUCAGAUUUUUCCAGGAAUUACCAGGCUCAGAUCCGGUGUUUAAAGCCGUCCCAGUGCCCAACAUGACACCUUCAGCAGUCGGCCGGGAGAGGCACUCGUGUGACGCGCUGAAUCGCUGGCUGGGAGAACAGCUGAAGCAGCUGGUGCCUGCGAGCGGCCUCACAGUCAUGGAUCUGGAAACUGAGGGCACAUGUUUGCGGUUCAGCCCUUUGAUAACCGCAGCAGUUUUAGGAACUCGGGGAGAGGAUGUGGAUCAGCUCGCAGCCUGCAUAGAAAGCAAACUGCCAGUGCUGUGCUGUACGCUCCAGUUGCGUGAAGAGUUCAAGCAGGAAGUGGAAGCAACAGCAGGUCUCCUAUAUGUUGAUGACCCUAACUGGCCUGGAAUAGGGGUUGUCAGGUAUGAACAUGCUAAUGAUGAUAAGAGCAGUUUGAAAUCAGAUCCCGAAGGGGAAAAAAUCCAUGCUGGACUCCUGAAAAAGUUAAAUGAACUGGAAUCUGACCUAACCUUUAAAAUAGGCCCUGAGUAUAAGAGCAUGAAGAGCUGCCUUUAUGUCGGCAUGGCGAGCGACGACGUCGACGCUGCUGAGCUCGUGGAGACCAUUGCGGCCACAGCCCGGGAGAUAGAGGAGAACUCGAGGCUUCUGGAAAACAUGACAGAAGUGGUUCGGAAAGGCAUUCAGGAAGCUCAAGUGGAGCUGCAGAAGGCAAAUGAAGAACGGCUUCUGGAAGAGGGGGUGUUGCGGCAGAUCCCUGUAGUGGGCUCCGUGCUGAAUUGGUUUUCUCCAGUCCAGGCUUUACAGAAGGGAAGAACUUUUAACUUGACAGCAGGCUCUCUGGAGUCCACAGAACCCAUAUAUGUCUACAAAGCACAAGGUGCAGGAGUCACGCCGCCUCCAACGCCCUCGGGCAGUCGCACCAAGCAGAGGCUUCCAGGCCAGAAGCCUUUUAAAAGGUCCCUGCGAGGUUCAGAUGCUUUGAGUGAGACCAGCUCAGUCAGUCACAUUGAAGACUUAGAAAAGGUGGAGCGCCUGUCCGGUGGGCCGGAGCAGAUCACCCUCGAGGCCAGCAGCACUGAGGGACACCCAGGGGCUCCCAGCCCUCAGCAUGCCGACCAGACCGAGGCCUUCCAGAAAGGGGUCCCACAUCCAGAAGAUGACCACCCACAGAUGGGGAAACCACGGUCCAGAGAUUUAAGACUUACCCAGCCUGUAAACUCUCACCUCUAGUAUUUGCUUGUCAUCUUGCUGCAACCAGAAAUCCACAUGUGGAAAUGGUGUCCAGGAGUACGGUCCUAUACGAAGUUGUUCUGUCUCUGCAUCGUAAAUGCUAAUCAUCUAAAAAAGAACGUGUCAAGGAUAGAAUUUCAGGAAUGUCACCCACUUUUCAAACCCUCCCAGUAACGCAAGCUCCAGUGUAGUCCUUUCAUGCAUUUAUCUGCAUAAGCUUCUUAAAACCUGUCUCAAACAACAAAAGCUGCCAGCUACUGAACACGUCCAGUGUGUCUGCUGCUGCACACUGUGGGGCACACACAUGACUGUUGUGCGCCAACAGCAGUCCCACAGGACGAGGGUGUUUUUUCCCAUUUGGGGUGAAAACUUGAGGCUCAGAGAAACGGGGCCCAUCUCCCGGGUCAUGUAUCCAGUAAGCCUCAGAGCUGGGCCUCAAACCCAGCCGCGUCUGACUAAAGUCUGUGUUCCUCACUGCCUCAUUAUUUAUACCCCAAACAACUGAUCACCUUGCAAUUUAAAAGCAUACAGUACCUGCUGCCCCAUCAAAAGAAGAGACUAAUUUGCCAAAUGAUCCAGUCCCUGAAUUCCCAAAUUUGCCAAUGGCAGCCUCAGCUUACCUAGCAAUAUUCACUUUGGUAACUGACACUGAAAUAUGUUCUGAAUAUCAACUAAACUAGGCCUGUUACACUCCUUGAGAAGUCCUAAAAAUGUUAAAAGGGUUGGCUCUGAAUCCAAACACAUUUUCCAGUGAAAAACAUCAGCAUUUCAUAAACGAGAAGAUUUCUUUGGGGUGGCCUGAA
Pongo pygmaeus (Bornean orangutan) is the source of this 4579-nucleotide messenger RNA. It is a transcript of the gene PDXDC1, whose product is annotated as pyridoxal dependent decarboxylase domain containing 1. Gene Ontology annotation, cellular component: intracellular membrane-bounded organelle. The record is from RefSeq and is a predicted model, not a curated record. NCBI's taxonomy places the organism in Eukaryota, Metazoa, Chordata, Mammalia, Primates, Hominidae. Gene Ontology annotation, molecular function: pyridoxal phosphate binding; carbon-carbon lyase activity. The transcript is spliced from 24 exons. Gene Ontology annotation, biological process: carboxylic acid metabolic process. Bases 1377 to 3776 code for a protein of 799 amino acids.